AUGGCCAUCACCAAGAUCCACGCCCGCUCCGUCUACGACUCUCGCGGUAACCCCACCGUCGAGGUCGACAUCGUCACCGAGACUGGCCUCCACCGCGCCAUCGUCCCCUCGGGUGCCUCCACCGGCUCCCACGAGGCUUGCGAGCUCCGCGACGGCGACAAGUCCAAGUGGGGCGGCAAGGGUGUCACCAAGGCCGUUGCCAACGUCAACGAUGUCAUUGCCCCCGCUCUGAUCAAGGAGGGCAUCGACGUCAAGGAUCAGUCCAAGGUUGACAAGUUCCUCAUCGACCUCGAUGGCACUCCCAACAAGACCAAGCUUGGUGCCAACGCCAUCCUCGGUGUCUCCAUGGCCGUUGCCAAGGCCGCUGCCGCCGAGAAGGGCGUCCCGCUCUACGCUCACAUUUCCGACCUUGCCGGCACCAAGAAGCCCUACGUCCUGCCCGUUCCCUUCCAGAACGUCCUGAACGGCGGCUCCCACGCCGGCGGCCGUCUCGCUUUCCAGGAGUUCAUGAUCGUUCCCAGCGAGGCCCCCACUUUCUCCGAGGCCAUGCGCCAGGGCUCUGAGGUCUACCAGCAGCUGAAGUCCCUCGCCAAGAAGAAGUACGGCCAGUCCGCCGGCAACGUCGGCGAUGAGGGUGGUGUUGCCCCCGAUAUCCAGACCGCUGAGGAGGCCCUCGACCUGAUCUCCGAGGCCAUCGAGAAGGCUGGCUACACCGGUCAGAUCAAGAUCGCCAUGGACGUUGCUUCCAGCGAGUUCUACAAGACCGACGCCAAGAAGUACGACCUGGACUUCAAGAACCCCAACAGCGACCCCAGCAAGUGGCUCAGCUACGAGCAGCUUGCGGACCUGUACAAGUCCCUUGCUCAGAAGUACCCCAUUGUCUCCAUCGAGGACCCCUUCGCUGAGGAUGACUGGGAGGCGUGGAGCUACUUCUUCAAGACCUCUGACUUCCAGAUUGUUGGUGACGAUCUGACCGUCACCAACCCGGCUUUCAUCAAGAAGGCCAUUGACCAGAAGGCUUGCAACGCCCUUCUCCUGAAGGUCAACCAGAUCGGUACCAUCACCGAGGCCGUCCAGGCUGCCAAGGACUCCUUCGCUGCCGGCUGGGGCGUCAUGGUUUCCCACCGCUCCGGUGAGACUGAGGAUGUCACCAUUGCCGACAUCGUCGUUGGUCUCCGCACUGGCCAGAUCAAGACCGGUGCUCCCGCUCGUUCCGAGCGUCUGGCCAAGCUCAACCAGAUCCUCCGUAUCGAAGAGGAGCUUGGCAGCCAGGCUAUCUACGCUGGCAAGAACUUCCGCACCGCCGUCAGCUUGUAA
Messenger RNA from Lasiodiplodia theobromae, 1317 nucleotides. RefSeq names its product Phosphopyruvate hydratase. The coding region runs from base 1 to 1317 and encodes 438 amino acids. Gene Ontology annotation, cellular component: phosphopyruvate hydratase complex. The transcript has 4 exons. The record is from RefSeq and is a predicted model, not a curated record. NCBI's taxonomy places the organism in Eukaryota, Fungi, Ascomycota, Dothideomycetes, Botryosphaeriales, Botryosphaeriaceae. Gene Ontology annotation, molecular function: phosphopyruvate hydratase activity; magnesium ion binding. Gene Ontology annotation, biological process: glycolytic process.